GCAGUGUAAAUUGACUGGCUCCACGGUGGAUCUCCCAGUGACCGGCACAUGCCCGACCUGGAGAUCUGGGGAGAGGAGCGUCCUGAGCGCAGCGCACAGCCAUCGGCUCCGAGGUCAGGUCAGGGACAGACCGCGGGGGGGGGACGCGGACCAGGGACAGAGACACCGUCAGGCUGGAUUCAACAACUAGUACAACGUCACCAGCCCACGUGUCCCUAAGUACACAGCCAUAUGAAGUGCACACCCUUAUUUUUUAAUGGCGUCAGCCAGAGAUCAUGGGGCAAGCCCGGAGCAAAAAGAUGCAGCCGACCAAAACUUUGACUACAUGUUCAAGCUGCUGAUAAUCGGAAACAGCAGCGUGGGAAAGACCUCCUUCCUGUUCCGCUACGCAGACGACUCCUUCACUUCAGCCUUUGUCAGCACAGUGGGCAUCGAUUUCAAGGUCAAAACCAUCUACAGGAACGACAAGAGGGUCAAACUGCAGAUCUGGGACACAGCGGGACAGGAGCGCUACCGGACCAUCACCACAGCCUAUUACAGAGGAGCCAUGGGAUUUCUGCUCAUGUAUGACAUCACGAGCGAGGACUCAUUCUGCGCUGUUCAGGACUGGGCAACGCAGAUCAAGACGUACUCGUGGGACAACGCUCAGGUCGUGCUGGUGGGAAAUAAGCUGGACAUGGAGGAAGAGAGGCAGGUUCAAACUGAGGACGCCCACAGACUGGCUUCAGAGCUCGGCUUUCAGUUCUUCGAAGCCAGCGCCAAAGACAAUGUCAACGUGAAGCAGGUCUUUGAGAAGCUGGUGGACGUCAUCUGUGAGAAGAUGAACGAGAGCGUCAACGGCGAUGCCAGUCCGGCAGGCGGCUCCCAGGGAGAGGGCCUGAAGGACACGUCCCACAGCAGCCAGGGUGGCUGCGCAUGCUGAUAGCUGACAGUGGGAAUUCAUUGACUGCGGUUUCAUGGCCUCACACACACACUUAGAAACACACACAGAGAAAAAAAAAUGCCAAAAAUCUACCAUUGUGAAUGUACCCUAUGAUACAUUACUGCAAUACUAUCAUGGAUGCUUGGCUCCCUUCUUCAUUUCUUGUUCUCAACUUGACGGCGUCGCCGGCGCUUCCUCAUGAUUUGAAUGUGACUGAUGCCAAAGAGCUGUGUGUGCUAGAGCUGCUGUGCCUUCUGCCUGACUGUCUGUAUAAUUUCCUGUUGAAUGGGUGAGUAGCACCUGUUGCAGGUGAGGAUUUGAACAAAAGGCAUGAACCACAUCAGCAUGGCAUGGUGGGUAAUUUACUUGUGUUAUGCUACCCCCUUGUGGGUAUCUUGUGAAAUUGCAUCGCUGUGACUCCCUGCCCCACACUUCACAGUAUAUCCCGUCUGUCACUGUGGAUUCGCGUGCACCUCGGAAAGUACCAUUUGCCAAGUUGAGAGGUCGUUACCCUGACUUUGAUGUGUUCAUGUGCUGUGAAGUAGGAAUGUGGAAAAAACAGGACGCUGAGAACAAAAUCUGUUUAAAGGGUUUAAACAACACCUUGAAUCCUCUUUCCAAUAUUGACAUGAUUAGAGAGAGCAAAGAAAAAAGGACCAGGUGUGACAGGCAUAUAAAUAAUAUAAAAUAUGCACGUUAAUCAGAAAAACGUCUUUAUUGGCUAAAAUAAAUCUGGUGUCAGGUGCUUGUAAGAGAUGAACAUACAGUUUGCAAGUGUCUAAAGUUCAACUGUUGAAAAGUUCACAUCAAAAGCUUCUGUUUGGAGCUGAGUGUAACAUUACGUUUUUUGUUUAUACCCGAUGACGUCAGCAACUUGUGUACCAACAUUUUCACCGACUUCUUUUUCCGUCUUGAGGUGGCGGUGACGUAAAUCUUCCCCGGCAGCGGUUAAAAUUUUUCCGAUUACUCCAUCAGCACAUGAACACAAUAUCAUUAUAGGUCAAACACACCUGGAAGAUGCUGUGUCAUUCCAGGUGUAUGCGUCGCAUUCCGUCAGUCUUGUUAUUACUGUUUUGUAGGGACAUUCUCAUUUUAUUUUAAUUUAUACUUUUCUUAUUGUACUUGUAAUGGUUAAUGCUAGUCCAAUAUUUAAUUUGCCAGGUUUAUUGUGUUGCUCUAAAAGUUGAGAUUAAAAGAUAUGGAUCAAUACAA
Hippoglossus stenolepis (Pacific halibut) is the source of this 2134-nucleotide messenger RNA. RefSeq names its product RAB3D, member RAS oncogene family, a (gene rab3da). The transcript has 6 exons. Gene Ontology annotation, cellular component: endosome; synaptic vesicle; plasma membrane. The coding region runs from base 257 to 922 and encodes 221 amino acids. Gene Ontology annotation, biological process: protein secretion; regulation of exocytosis; protein localization to plasma membrane. Gene Ontology annotation, molecular function: GTPase activity; GTP binding. The record is from RefSeq and is a predicted model, not a curated record. Lineage: Eukaryota; Metazoa; Chordata; Actinopteri; Pleuronectiformes; Pleuronectidae.